Molecule: messenger RNA, 1859 nt
Organism: Diceros bicornis minor
Lineage: Eukaryota; Metazoa; Chordata; Mammalia; Perissodactyla; Rhinocerotidae
Gene: SLC22A1
Product: solute carrier family 22 member 1
Exons: 10
Coding region: 42-1718 (558 amino acids)
Biological process (GO): transmembrane transport
Cellular component (GO): membrane
Source: RefSeq, a predicted model, not a curated record
CGAAGCAGUCUGGUCAAGGCGAUGACAGUGCUGGCCCAGCCAUGCCCACCGUGGAUGAUGUUCUGGACAAGGUCGGGGAGUUUGGCUGGUUCCAGAAGCAAGUCUUCCUGAUCCUAUGCCUGAUCUCAGCUGCCUUUGCCCCCAUCUACGUGGGCAUCGUCUUCCUGGCCUUCACCCCGGACCACCGCUGCCUGAGCCCCGGGGUGGCCGAGCUGAGCCGGCGAUGUGGCUGGAGCCUGGCCGAGGAGCUGAACUACACGGUGCCGGGCCCGGGUCCGGCGGGCGACGCCUUCCCCCGCCAGUGCCGCCGCUACGAGGUGGACUGGAACCAGAGCGCCCUCGGCUGCGAGGACCCGCUGGCCGGCCUGGCCACCAACAGGAGCCACCUGCCGCUGGGCCCCUGUCAGCACGGCUGGGUGUACGACACGCCCGGCUCCUCCAUCGUGACCGAGUUCAACCUGGUGUGUGAUGACUCCUGGAAGGUGGACCUCUUUCAGUCCUGUGUGAAUGUGGGCUUCUUCCUGGGCUCUCUGGGCAUCGGCUACAUUGCAGACAGGUUUGGCCGUAAAGUAUGUCUCCUGGCCACCACCCUCAUCAGCGCCAUCUCGGGCGUCCUCACGGCCAUCGCGCCAGACUACACAUCCCUGCUGUUCUUCCGCCUGCUGCAGGGGCUGGUCAGCAAGGGCAACUGGGCCGCUGGCUACACCCUGAUCACAGAAUUUGUGGGCCCGGGCUACAGAAGAACGGUGGCGAUCCUCUACCAGGUGGCCUUCACGGUGGGGCUGGUGCUGCUCUCCGGGCUGGCCUAUGUCCUUCCUCACUGGCGGUGGCUGCAGCUGACUGUCUCUCUGCCCACCUUCCUCUUCCUGCUCUACUACUGGUGUGUGCCCGAGUCUCCCCGAUGGCUGUUAUCGCAAAAGAGGGACACUCAAGCAAUAAAAAUAAUGGACCAUAUCGCCCAGAAGAACAGGAAACUGUCUCCUGCUGAUCUAAAGAUGCUCUCUCUCGAAGAGGAUAUCACUGAGAAGCUGAGCCCUUCAUUCGCAGACUUGUUCCGCACGCCGCGCCUGAGGAAGAACACCUUCAUCCUCAUGUACUUGUGGUUCACCAGCUCUGUGCUCUAUCAGGGCCUCAUCAUGCACGUGGGCGCCACCGGCGGGAACCUCUACCUGGAUUUCUUUUACUCUGCUCUGGUGGAAUUCCCAGCGGCCUUCGCCAUCCUCGUCACCAUCGACCGCGUCGGCCGCAUCUACCCAUUGGCCGUGUCAAAUCUGGUGGCGGGGACAGCCUGCUUCGUCAUGAUUUUUAUCUCACAUGAUAUACACUGGCUGAACGUCGCAGUAGCUUGCGUUGGCCGGAUGGGAAUCACCAUUGCGUUCCAAAUGGUGUGUCUGGUGAAUGCAGAACUGUAUCCGACUUUCAUCAGCGGCGAUCGGCCUGGUUGCCGGGGCAGCGACGCUGCUUCUUCCCGAGACCAAGGGGGCGGCGUUGCCGGAGACCAUCGAGGACGCGGAGAGCUUCCGGAGAAAAGCAAAGCCCAAAGAAAAGACGAUUUACCUUCAGGUCCAAACAUCAGAAUCCCAAGGAACCUGAGAGAGAUGCUUCCCUGGGGACCAAGUGGCAGAGAUGAAAACGGAGUUCUCAUCUGGAGAAACGCUCAGAAGCCCUUAUUUCUCCGUACUCUUCCUCAUACUUGCUUGCCCCCAAAUCAAUAUUAGUCUUAAAGAACACUAAAUAUGCUUUCUUUUAUUUUAUUUUCUUUCUUUUAAGUCUCCCCAAGCCCUGGCUAUCUUUUAUCUACUUGUCCUUUCUAGUGAGAACUGUUGGUGGUUAUCAGGUACUUAAAUUAAGUUUGUUGA